CUCAAUGAUGCGUGUUUUGCGUAAAGAAUGGUCAGCUGCUUGGUAGAUUCCGUCAGUGGUUGCUGCGGGCUGUUGGGUUGCCUGCAUUCACAGUUGGAUGGCGGUAGCUCAUAAAUCGUGGCUUAUCCGUUUACUUGCGCUUUUUGUGUUAAGACAGCAUUCGCGCCAUCAGUGAACGACAUCGAGAAGCUAGUUACGGGUGUUCUCAUUGGCAACGUUUUGAAUCCUGGGUCUAGAUCAGUAUUCAAGCCUUGCUUAUUUAAACAAAUUCUUUUUUGCAUGCAGAUAGUGUGGUAUGUAGUACAGCUGCACUGAAUAUAUAUUUGCAACAAUAUCAGCUAGUAUGUGUGCACUUAAUGCUGUUGAAAAUUGAAACAAACAUUUGGCGUGGAACUAUGCAGGGUUAGCAUGCUAGGCAUAUGAAGUGAAUUCAGAUAACACCAAGCUACUAUAUUCAACAUGACUGGAAGCCUGUCAUCAAGAAAAAUCAAGAUGAUUGUGUCACUUUGCUCAGCAGCAAAUUUUAUAAAUGCUGCAGAUCGAGUGCUCAUGCCCAUUGCUAUCAUACCAAUGACUGAUGAAUUUGGGUGGACAUUGCACUGGCAAGGCUGGAUUUUGUCAUCAUUUGCCCUGGGAUACUUGACCAGUCAGAUCAUUGGUGGGAGCCUGGCAACGAGAGUGGGAGGUCGCUCUGUUCUUCUGUUUGCUGUGCUGCUUUGGUCUCUGAGUACAGUGAUAACACCACUGAUAGCUCACUCCAUCUCCGGGCUCAUCAUCUGCCGCAUACUUCUUGGUCUUGGAGAAGGACUAGGCUUACCGACCAUCUUCCAUGUCUACGCGCACCACGUGCCGGCCGAGGAGCGCUCCAGGGCGUUCGGCUACCUGAUCGCGGCCGGGGGCGCAGGCCAGACGGUGGCCGCCGUGCUGUGCCCGCACCUGCCCUGGAGAACGUCGUUUAUUCUACUGGGCCUGCUGGGCCUGGCCUGGCUGCCACUCUGGUGCCUGCUGUACCCCAACAACACCGACUCGGAGAGCGAGGGUUUUAUGUCUCGGUCGGGCUCGGACAAGGUGCGCUGGGUGGAAUUUAUCAGCCACUGGCCGCUCUGGGCCAUCUACAUCGCCCACUUCGCCAUGAACUGGAGCAAUUACAUCAUCAUGCACUGGCUGCCAACGUACCUGUCGCGUACGCUCGGCGCCAACACCGAGUCUAUCAGCCUGACGGCCGUGCCCUACAUCGUCAACUCGGCCGUUGGCGUCGCGGCGGGCCACCUGGCGGACCGGCUCAUCACGCAGAAAAAGUGGACGGUGCUGUCGGUGCGCCGGCUGAUGACCACCAUUGGUCUGGUGGGGCCGGCCGUCUUCCUCGUCCUCUUCUGCGCCGUUAAUAACCUGCCGGCGGCGCUGCUUCUGGUGUCGAUCGUGAUGGGCUUCUGCGCCUUCAACUCGGCCGGCCACCUGAGCAACCACGCCGAGGUGGCGCCCAACCACGCCGGUGUCACGUUCGCCAUCUCUAACACCCUGGCCACGAUCCCCGGCAUCCUGUGCGGCCCAGUGACGGCCGACCUGGUGACAGCCUCGCAAGGACGCUGGUUUCCGGUGUUCGUCUUGGCCGCCGCCGUCAACCUGGUGGGCGCCGUCGUCUACUACAGCCAGAGCUCGGCGCUGCAGCUUCUGGGGUUGCAACGGUACUCGUUCCUGGACCGGGAGCGGGUGUGACGAGAAACUGCCAGCCUCGCCGCUCGCCUCUGCCUCCCCCGCUGUGAUUGCGAGUAUUCGGCUCGGUAGGGUCGCUAUGUAUCCGGCCGCGCGCGUGCCGGCCUGCCGUCGCCGCGUGAUCUGUGGUGCUGGGGAGCAUCUCGCCCCUCCGACCGUUCCCCUCCCCCCGCCUCCCCCCUUCCGUUGCGGGCGAACUGUGAACACCAGAUCUGACGGGCCGCCGCUGGUGGCCACCGGAGCCGUGUGCGGCGGUAGCUGGGCCUUCGACUGCCCGGCCGGCACGGGCGGCCAGCGCGACCUAUUGUGAUCCUACUGAUGGGCGCCAAGUGGCAUUAGGGUAUCCCACUGGCCAGAGGAUGUGGGCGUCCGCACCAGAAGUUCCCAUAAACGCGCGUGUCCGUGCGGGAGUGAAAGCCCGCUGGAAGGGCUCACCUCAGCAGUCUAUGUGCGGGGACGGUUGGCUGCCGGGCUGGGGAAGUGUGGUGGCUCAUCUUCCCGGAGCAGACCCCGAGCAACACUUGUCAUAUUUACGGUCGGGCAGGCAGCACCGGCGAUGUGUCGCUCUCACAUUGUGCUGUGUAGGUAUUCUGACUUGCGUCCAGUGUGGCUGGGCGGGGCUGUACCGUCAAUAUUGCUAGACGUUAGUGGUUGCCAAUAAAGUAAUUGAUAUGU
Molecule: messenger RNA, 2388 nt
Organism: Pollicipes pollicipes
Lineage: Eukaryota; Metazoa; Arthropoda; Thecostraca; Pollicipedomorpha; Pollicipedidae
Product: sodium-dependent phosphate transport protein 1, chloroplastic
Exons: 9
Coding region: 460-1716 (418 amino acids)
Biological process (GO): monoatomic anion transport; transmembrane transport
Cellular component (GO): membrane
Molecular function (GO): transmembrane transporter activity
Source: RefSeq, a predicted model, not a curated record